UACAAGCAACCACUUGUCGUUCGUUAAAUGGAACACCACCGCGUAAUUUAGCGCUCAAUCAACCCCUCUCUCCAGCUGGGCCGUACUCCGCCCCCAACUAUCCCUGCAACGAUCUCCUCUUCCCCUCUCCGCGCUAGAAAUAUUAAAAAAAGGGGGCACCAGAUCUUAGCCUUCCAUCUCUGAAAUCCACUACCAUCGCCUCUAAAAGCAUCCGAACAAAAUCUUGAAAUCUAAAAUCCAUUUUCACUCUAUAAUUUUUUUAAAAAAACUGGAAAUCAUAAAUUCCAUUUAACUUCAUUUUAGGGUUUUUUCAUGUGGAUUAGUCUCCAUCGUCCAUCAAAUCUUGAUUUGAUAAUGUAAGCUGCUCGAAACCAAUCAAAUGGCAUCAAUCCGUCGAACACUCUCACAGGUUUACCAAGACCGCAGCUACCAAAACGGUGUCGCUUCAGUACAAGCUCACAAGCUCUUCAGCACUAACAACAACAGCGGCAAGUAUUCUUCCUUGACCUCCACCUCCGCCGUCGCAGCAGCUUCCGUCUAUCUCCGCCGCAAAGGAUUUCGCAGAUCCUUUUAUAGGUGCACGAUAUUCUUCAUCCUAGGGCUUUUACUUGGUAUCUUCCCGUUUGGUCAAGUGGAUAACGAUAUCAAUAAGCAUGAUUUCUCCUUCGAAAUGAAGCCGCCACAUGUCAAUGUCCAAUUGGACACCAAAGAUAAUUUCGCUCUCGCUGCUGUGUCCCUCGGCGUCGAGAAAACGACACCGCAAUUGGAUCGAUUUUCAAGGUUUGAUUAUGUAGAGCGAAAGCAAGUGAUAGUGAUAACACCGACAUAUAAUCGAGCAUUACAAGCCUACUUCUUGAAUAGAUUAGGUCAGGUGUUGAGGUUAGUGCAGCCGCCGUUGUUGUGGAUUGUGGUGGAGAUGACGUCAGCAUCGGCGGAGACAGCGGAGAUAUUGAGGAAAACCGGGGUGAUGUAUAGGCAUUUGGUUUGUGUUAAUAAGAAUAACACGAAUGUGAAGGACAGAGGAGUGCAUCAGAGGAAUGCGGGAUUGGAGCAUAUAGAAAGGCAUAGACUUGAUGGGAUUGUGUAUUUUGCUGAUGAUGAUAAUGUAUAUUCGCUUCAAUUGUUUGAGAGCUUGAGAAAUAUCAGUCAUUUUGGCACUUGGCCUGUUGCAAUGCUUGCACAAAGCAAAAACAAAGCAAUUGUGGAAGGUCCGGUAUGCAAUGCCAGUCAAGUAAUUGGAUGGCAUACAAAUGAGAAAAGUAAAAGACUCCGCAGGUUUCAUGUUGAUAUGUCUGGAUUUGCUUUCAACAGCACCAUCUUGUGGGAUCCAAAGAGAUGGAACCGCCCCUUUUCAAAUCCAAUUCGACAGUUAGAUACAGUGAAGGAGGGUUUUCAAGAGACCACAUUCAUUGAGCAAGUGGUAGAAGAUGAAAGUCAAAUGGAAAGUGUACCACCCAGCUGUUCAAGGAUACUGAACUGGCAUCUUCAUUUAGAUGCUCAUGGUCUUGUCUAUCCCAGAGGCUGGCUGCUCCAGAAGAAUCUAGAAGUUGUUCAGCCCAUCAAGUGAUUGAGCUUCAAAGUGCAAUUUUGAUGGUAAAGAUCAAGAGAGUUCUUGUUUCAUGCAGUGGCUCGUCAUCCCCAACCAUUUUUUUGCUUCAUUUGUGACAUCUUCAUCAAGCAGCCUCCAUAGAUACUCAGCAGCCUAUGACAAAGAAACAGGAGUUUUUGUUUUCGCAUAAUUUCUUAGAAUGAUAUUCUUUGCCAGAAACAAGAAUGCCCUUUUUGUUGUAGAGUUCUGGUGCUUGAUUCUUGUGGGGAUUUAUUGCUUAAUUUCUUAAGAUUUGCCCCCCGGCAUCUAAAAACAGAUGUAUGUGCGUUUGAGGACAGCCAGGACGGCUGUCGUGGAUCCAUUCUUUUGUAUUUGAGUGGUAGGCCUUUCAAAAGAAUCAAGAAAAUUGCAAGUUGUAAAAUUCAGUUGUUAUAAAAGUUGUCUCAAUGUUUCUGGCGUU
This is a messenger RNA of Populus nigra (black poplar), 2009 nucleotides long. Its product is annotated as probable beta-1,4-xylosyltransferase IRX9H. The transcript is spliced from 4 exons. NCBI's taxonomy places the organism in Eukaryota, Viridiplantae, Streptophyta, Magnoliopsida, Malpighiales, Salicaceae. The coding region runs from base 380 to 1567 and encodes 395 amino acids. Gene Ontology annotation, biological process: plant-type secondary cell wall biogenesis; glucuronoxylan biosynthetic process. Gene Ontology annotation, cellular component: Golgi membrane. The record is from RefSeq and is a predicted model, not a curated record. Gene Ontology annotation, molecular function: xylosyltransferase activity; galactosylgalactosylxylosylprotein 3-beta-glucuronosyltransferase activity.